This is a messenger RNA of Chlamydomonas reinhardtii, 4294 nucleotides long. RefSeq lists its product as uncharacterized. The transcript has 11 exons. Lineage: Eukaryota; Viridiplantae; Chlorophyta; Chlorophyceae; Chlamydomonadales; Chlamydomonadaceae. The coding region runs from base 105 to 3329 and encodes 1074 amino acids. The record is from RefSeq and is a predicted model, not a curated record.
CUCAGCGUCGCCUAAGAGGCCCGGGCUGGGCUAAUAGCUCGCGCGAAGGCGUUUGGCGCUGCGCUCACUUUGGGCCAGCUGGGUUGGCAACAAAGACCAGUACGAUGUAUCCAGUAGGAGUAAACCGCUAUUGGCUUGUAUGGCUGGCCGUCGCGGCGACCCUCACCGCUGAUGCCUCGGCACGGAGUCUGCUCUUGGAGGGCGCGAAAGGCCAAAGCCGCGUCCAUGAACCUGUUAAUAUACCAGAGGACGCCCGCAUAGACCUGUGCGAGUGCGAGCCGGCCGCUGGCUUCCCACAUGACCUGGGCUGCGAGAGGGAGGGCUGGUUCAUUUCCAACUUUGAGUACCAGGGGACAUGGAUGGGGGGCGGAGGACUGGUCCCGCUCAGCCGUGCCAUCUGCUGCCGGCCGUGCCUGCCGGGAGAGCUGCCCCGGCCGCCCUCGGAAAUGCACCGUCUAGGCAACGGCACUGCCAGGCCAGUGGCGGUGGUGUCCAUAGGCUGCCACCCCUCCUCGGGCCGCCAGUACCGGGCGCUCAGCUGCGAGCAAUCGGGAGGCAGCUUCGUGACAGGCUUCUCUCAGGCGGAGCGGGUCAACUCGGCCGCUUAUGACGAGUACUACCCUGUGGGGCAGGUGGAGUGCUGCACGCCCGCAGUGCUGCUGUCCAGCGGCGAGGUGUGGCAGCUCAAGCGGUGUGACUGCACCAUCAGCCAGACGAAGGACUGCGGCGGUCUCACCACCAGUCGCCUGCUGUGGGGCUUUGCGCAGUGGAGGAUGAGUUCUGGGGGCGAGUACAUCCCGGUGGCGCCGCUGGAGUGCUGUGGGCUGUGCCUAGGCGAUAAGAUCCAUGACAAAACCAACUGCGAGGACCUCAACUUCUGCUCCAAUAAUGGCAUCUGUACGCUUGGCGCGUGCGAGUGCUUCGAGGGAUACGCAGGCGCUGACUGCAGCGUGCGGGCGGGCGGCGGCGAGGAGACCGGCACGCUACCGUGGUGGGGCACGCUGCUGAUCGUGACGGGGAGCGUCAUGUUCAUUUCCUUCUCCUCCAUCGCGAUGAAGUACACAUUCCAGACCAUCCGCGCUCAUGCUGGCGGCGGCGGCGGUGGCAGCGGUGCGGCGGGCCGCCGAAAUGCAGGUGGCUCCGCAGCUGCGGACGCGAGUGCCGUCUCCAGGCCGCUGCUGCUGGCGGGGCUUGACGAUGAGGGCAGCGCCGGCAGCCACGACACGGACGAGCAGGACCUCACGGGGUUCUGCGACGACGACAGCUGCGGCGGAGGCGGCGCGCCCUACGGCAGCGAUGGCCAUCGGUCGCAAGCCUACGGCAGCGGCUCGCAGCAUGGCGGCCAUCCGCAGCGGCCACACCGCCACCCACACCCGCGAGGGGCGGGCACUCGAGGCACGGGCGGCGGCAUGACUGCAGCAUCGCCGGCUGCGUCCUCCAUGUCCAAUGGGGAGGCAUUCUUGUUUCAGAUGGAUGAUCUUGCAGCGCACCUGACGCCACCGCAUGCGGCGGCGCCGCCGCUGCGGCCACCGGAGCCCAUCUCGGAGCAGCCAGAAGCCGAGGACGCUGCCCUGGUGGCGGAGGCUCAGGCCAGGAGUUUGCCAGAGGUGGCGGCGAGGGCAGCAGCAGCAGCAGCAGCAGCGUUGUCGCCCGCGCGGCGAAGCAAUCACGGCGUCAGCGGCGCCGGGCCGCCGCCGCCAGCCUCGCCAUUUCGUGCCGCCGCAGCGGCACCGACGCCCGAAUACGCGGUUGCGGCCACCAUGCCGCGGACGGGCUCAGGAGUGAUGCUGUCGGAGGCCGGCGGGCUGCACGGAGAGCGCGGGCUAGGGCGGGUGGCAAGCGGUAGCCUGGCGCUUGCGGCCGCGGCGGCGGAGGCGGCGCCGAUGCCCAUUGGCCCCACGCUGACCGCGGGCGCACCUGGCAGCGUUGCAGCAUUCACCUAUCCUGUCGUGCUGCCGCCGGCGCUUUCCUCGCUUCCCUCGGGCGCAGGGCUCUUCACCGGUCAUGCGGGAAGCAUGCCUACAUCAACCCGCACCUCGCCCGCCGGCGCCAGCGGUGCUGGCGGCACCGGCUCUAUUGGCGCGCCGUCGCUGCUGUCGCCAGCGCUUGCACUCGAUGUCUCGUCGCAACGCGCCACAGGCAGCGGCAGUGCCCGCACCACCUCCCCAGCGCUCGCACCAGCACACGCGCCGGGGCUCGAAGCACUGCAACCCGCCGCCGCCUCUGUUGGCAACCGCUUCUCGUUGCAAACGGGCUGGCUGGACGAGCAGGUUAACGCGGAGCGCGAACCGCCGCCGCUUGAGCUGCGGCUUCUAGCAGUCGGCGCUGGCGGCGGCGGGGACGAUGCGAUUGAGGCGGCGCUGCGGGACCUAGAAGUUCUGGAUCCAGAGCUGGCGGCGGCGUGGAGCGAUGCGGCCAGUGGGGCCAGCCUACCGAUGUGCGGGUCGGACCAUUACGAGGGGUUGCCGGAAACUGUCAGCCGGCACUCGCCUACACAGCUGUACCUGCCGCCUGGGGCAGCGACGGCUGCAGACCGCGACGGCAUGCUUGCAGCCGGUGGGGCGGGGCCGCACGGGCUCGUCUCUGCUUUUGCGCUCCCCUCGGAUCACGACCAAGCUUUGCCGACAGGCUACACACCGAGUCGUGGCUCGCGGGAAUGGCCGCCCUCGUCAUCGCAUGCCGCGCUUCAGGCACACGGCAGCGGCCCGUUGGGAGCCAGCGGGCAGCGGGUGCACCACGGCAGCGGCGGCGGCCAAGUGCUUACGCCGCGCCGACCCAAGCCUGCCGCACAGACCGGGAGUGGCCGCGGCCCCGGCGACGGCAUCAGCGGCGCCGGCACAGCAGGGCCGCACCACUUUGCUCAGCAGCAGCAACAGCAGCAACAGCAGCAUCAGGCGCACCUGCUUGGGUUGCAGCACCGGAACGCAACGGAUGCGGCCUCCGAGGCAGCACUGUCGGUCGCCUCGGGGCCCUCAGCUGGAUGCGGCUCGGGGUCCAUUCCUUACGGUGCGGACGGCUACGGGUCGGACUUGGGGUCGGACCUCGCAGUGCACGGCCGCGCGCCGUCAGGCACGGGUGGGAGCGGCAUCGGGGCUGGUGGUGACAGCGUUGCGUGUGAGGCGGCGGGCGGGGGCGCGGUGGUAGGUGGCGGGGGAGGCCCCGGCAUCAGCGCGGCCACGUGCGCCAUCUGCAUGGAAAAGCCAAUUCAGGUUGCGCUCGUGCCCUGCGGCCACGCAAAUGUGUGCCGCCGCUGCAGCCGCCGCCUGACGCGCUGCCCCUUCUGUCGCAAGGAGAUCAUACGCCGUCAGCGCCUGUUCUACAGUACUUAAGUUUGCUACGGGGUACAGGGCGCGCCGAACAAGGACCCCGGUGUAGAGCGUGGUAGGCAGGCGGCAUGUCGGCAUGUGCAUGGAUGUGUGAUGGGACAGGGUUCAAGGCAGGUUGGCGAGGUCCCGUAGGGUGCAGCUGAUGCCCAUACCCUCAAGCAGACGGCAAACAGUUUGCAGUGGCAGAGCAGAAGUGCAUGGCUGGUCGAACGCCGGAGUUACUGUACCGACAAGUUGCUGGCUGGCUGGCCGGCAUGUGCAUGGAGUGGAAAGACUUUGCGUGUAAAUGCAGAUGAGUAUCAUGCAGCGGCUUGCGUGACGGCAUGAACCUUUCGGCUCGGUGAAGCCAACGCUCGCGCUUUUAUCAUCGUGUCAGGGCUCCUUCAACUGCAGUAGUGUGAUGUCUGCAAGCAAGGAAACAGUCGAGUGCCCUGGCCCGGGGAGUGACUCACGUGCAUGCCAGCAGAGCAAGGUGUGUCCGGUUGCGCGUAUGAGUGUGUGAUGGGACAUGGUUCAGGCAGGUUGGCGCGUAUGAGUUGAAGCGUGUUGAAGGGGUGCGAGCUGCACGGCCAUGAGCUUGCGACUAGAAAACAGUGGCCGCAUGUGUGAGCCUGUUGAUGAUCUUGUCGGUGGUCUCCGACUGUGACCAGUUUUACAGUUUAGAUGAGCGUGUAACGUGCGUGCACAUAAGGAGGCAGUGGGGAGGCUGUCACUUCCCCUCGCUGUCGCGUUGCAGCUACACGGUGAUGCUAAUGAGUGUGCCGUGGGACUGUGUUAAGGCAGGUUGGUGAAGUCCCGUAGGUGAUGCUAAUGAGGUGAAGUGUGUCUUGGGGGCGCGGUGGUGGUGCUUGUGCUGGUCUGGCCGGCCUAGGAACCAUGCGCAUCUGUGUCUGGUCAUUGCUGGAAUGCCGAUCCUGGUCUGGACCUGUUGGCCAGGCGGGGAGCUUGUGUUGUAAACUUACACUGAC